This is a messenger RNA of Rangifer tarandus platyrhynchus (Svalbard reindeer), 2535 nucleotides long. The record is from the annotation of a GenBank genome assembly. Lineage: Eukaryota; Metazoa; Chordata; Mammalia; Artiodactyla; Cervidae.
AUGUCAGCCCAGUCUCUUCCGGAAGCAACACCCCCCACCCAGAAGCCCCCUCGGAUCAUCCGCCCCCGCCCCCCUUCUCGGGCCCGGGCUACCCAGUCCCCAGGGCCCCACCACAACGGCUCCUCUCCACAAGAAUCUCCCCUUACCGCCAAUGAGGCACCAACCCCCAUGUGCACCCCCAUGUUCUGGGAGCCCCCGGCCCCAUCCCUCAAACCCCCUGCCCUUCUGCCCCCGUCAGCUUCUAAAGCCAGCCUCGACUCCCAGACUUUCCCAGACUCGUCUUCCGACACCCCCAGCCCAGUGUCCCGGCGCUCCAUCUCCCCAGAGCCUGCUCCCCGGUCUCCAGUCCCCCCACCCAAACCCUCUGGGUCACCCCACAUGGCUCUGCCCCUGCUCCCCACGACCCAGGUCCCCGACCAGGAUGGCUCUGCCUCGGCCCCAGGCACUGUGCGCAGACUGGCUGGCAAGUUUGAAUGGGGGACUGAAGGCAGAGUCCAAGCUGCGGACACCCUGGAGCCAAGUCCCCCAGGGGGAGUGGAUGUGAAUGGGGAGAGAGAGACUCCCCAGGGCAACCUCGCUGGGAGCGGGUCCCAGGAGAACGGCACUCCAGGUGCUGGGCUGGCCUGCCCUCCCUGCUGCCCCUGUGUCUGCCACGUGGGCCGGCCUGGCCUGGAGCUCCGAUGGGUGCCUGUGGGGGGCUAUGAGGAUGGUCCCAGAGUACCUUGCCGGGCCUCCCCACUGCGGGCCUCCCGCUCCCGCCCCAGCCCUUCAAGCCUCAGCCACCCUCCAGUCGUCCUCACGUCCUACCGCUCCACUGCUGAGCGCAAACUCCUGCCACCCCUCAAGCCCCCCAAACCAACCCGGGUCAGACAGGACAUCACCGUCUCUGGAGAGCCCCCACAGCCUGAUCUCGAUCCGCCCUCUGAAGAUGGAAUCCAAAGAGGGGACAGUCCUGAUGGUGCUCCUCAGAAUGAUCCUCCAGCCACCACGGAGGGCAGGGAGGAAGAGGAGCUGGAGGAGCUGAAGGAGCAGAACUGGGAGCUGCCCCUGCAGGAUGAACCGCUGUACCAGACCUACCGCGCAGCCGUGCUGUCAGAGGAGCUGUGGGGGGUCGGUGAGGACGGGGGUCCCGCUUCCGCAAACGCCGGGGAAGCUCCCACCUUCGCCCGUCCCCCGGGCCCUCGCAACACGCUGUGGCAGGAGCUUCCGGCUGUGCGAGCCAGCGGCCUCCUGGACACCCUGAGUGCCCAGGAGCGGCGGAUGCAGGAGAGCCUUUUCGAGGUGGUGACGUCGGAGGCCUCGUACCUGCGCUCCCUGCGGCUGCUGACAGACACCUUCGUGCUGAGCCAGGCGCUCCGGGAUACGCUCACCCCCCGGGAUCACCACACCCUCUUCUCCAACGUGCAGCGAGUCCAGGGAGUCAGUGAGCGUUUUCUGGGGAAGUUACUGUCCCGGGUGCGCGCUUGCCCCCACAUCCGUGACCUGUGCGACGUGGUGCACGCGCAUGCCGUGGGGCCUUUCUCCGUGUACGUGGACUAUGUGCGGAACCAGCAGUACCAGGAGGAGACCUACAGCCGCCUGAUGGACACGAACGUGCGCUUUUCCGCGGAGCUACGGCGGCUGCAGAGCCUUCCCAAGUGCCAGCGCCUCCCGCUGCCCUCCUUCCUGCUCCUGCCCUUUCAGCGCAUCACGCGGCUCCGCAUGCUGCUGCAGAAUAUCCUGCGCCAGACAGAGGAGGGGUCCAGCCGCCAGGAGAAUGCCCAGAAGGCCCUGGGUGCUGUCAGUAAGAUCAUUGAGCGGUGCAGCGCCGAGGUCGGACGCAUGAAGCAGACAGAGGAGCUGAUCCGGCUCACACAGAGGCUGCGCUUCCACAAAGUCAAGGCCCUGCCUCUGGUCUCCUGGUCCAGGCGCCUGGAGUUGCAGGGGGAACUGACAGAGUUGGGGUGCAGGAGGGGAGGCAUGCUCUUUGCCUCGCGCCCCCGCUUCACCCCCCUCUGCCUGCUGCUCUUCAGUGACCUGCUGCUCAUCACUCAGCCCAAGAGUGGGCAGCGGCUACAGGUUCUGGACUAUGCCCAUCGCUCCCUGGUCCAGGCCCAGCAGGUGCCAGACCCAUCUGGCCCCCCUACGUUCCGCCUCUCUCUUCUCAGCAACCACCAGGGCCGCCCCACACACCGGCUACUCCAAGCUUCAUCGCUAUCAGACAUGCAGCGCUGGCUGGGCGCCUUCCCUACCCCAGGCCCCCUUCCCUGCUCUGCAGACACCAUCUAUGAGGACUGUGAGUGUUCCCAGGAACUCUGUUCAGAGCCUUCCACACCCACCAAGACAGAGGGACGAAAUGUGGAGUCCAGGGCACCCCCCAAGCACCUACACAAGAACCCUGAAGGCUGGCUGAAGGGGCUUCCUGGAGCCUUCCCUGCCCAGUUGGUGUGUGAAGUCACAGGGGAACAUGAAAGGAGGAAGCACCUUCGUCAGCACCAGAGACUCCUGGAGGCCGUUGGGCCGUCUUCAGGCUCCCCCGAUGCCCCCCCACCCUAA